AUGCCUUCCUCUUGCGACAACAUGUCGACAUAUAGGCGCUCAGAGAAUUACCGCGACCGCGAUCGACGCCUCGAUCGUGAGUCGCACAGUCACUACGACCGGCGUGGCCGUGAUCGUGAGCGUUCAAGGUCUCGCGAACGUAGAUUACCAGACCGAGAUGGAGACCGAGCUAUGUCAGAUCAUUAUGAUAAACCGCCUUCUGGCCCGCGAGACACUCGUCCUUCGCAGAAACGCUAUUCUUCCCCUUUACAUAUCAACUCAGCCGGCUCAGAUUCACGGCUUGACAACCGCCCAAAUUCUUCUCCUCGAGGACAGCCGUCGAACUCCACGAAUUCCAAGCCAACAUAUGAAACCGUCCAUGUUGGCAAGAUCACUGAAGCCCUGCGAGUCGUCUCGAAACGAAGCUACGAUCAUGUAGCAAUACAGUUGCGAAAAGAAGUAGUGGAGACUCGAAAAAAGGAAAGGGAGAACAAUAACAAGAUGUCGCAACACAAAUAUCUUGAAUUCCCUUCCUUGAAAGAAGCGCACCGCAGGUCAGAGAAGAAAGACCAAGAUGAUUUAGCUGCAUUGCGCAAGGAGGAAGAGACAGCAGACAAGAAAAGUCUCAAAUCAACUGAAGACCUUGCUUUCACUCUACUCCAGGUCUUUGCCGAAUUACAACAGAACAAGGAUAGCCGCGUGACAACGUCUGGUGUAUCAGACGGCCUUGAGGCUCAGCUUGUCUCUCGCCUGGACCAGCUGGAAAAACAGCGUAAGGAAGAUGCUGAGAGACAGGAAAAACGCAUAGAUGAAUUGCAUAAUGGGCUUCGGACUGAAAUAGCCCAGCGUAAGGCGUUGGGCAUGGAAAAUGAAUCUCUGAGAGCUAGACUUCUCGAGUUAGAGACAAAGAGCCAGUCUCUUCAUUCCGUGGUUGAUGAUCACGGAAGCUCACUUAAGCGUCUGCAUGACGAGAAGCCAAAAGCUGUGCCAGAAGCUAUGCCAAAGGAAACAACGCUUGGAGCUACUGUUCAAGCCCAAUAUGUGGAAGAGAUCAAAGCCUUCAAGGAGGAGUGUGUCAGCGCAAUUGCUGACUUGAGGGGUGAAGUUGAAAAGCAUGAUGCAAAGCUCGGAGAGAUGGAUGUUGAGCUUAUCGGCGAAAGCUGCGACGCGAUCGUGACGAAGCUGCCCCGCUUCGAGCAGAACGUGAAGAAGGUGAUAGCUGAUGUUCUUGCCAUACGAACAGACACAGCCCAGCUUCAAUCAGAUCUACGGCAACUUGAAUCCCGUACUAAGGUGCCCAGGGCGGAUGAAGAGUGCUGUGCGAAACGUGCAGACCAGCUUAAGUCAGAUACAGAGCAGCUCCGGUCCCGUACAGAGAAACUUGAAUGCGACUCGGCUCAAAUCCGGUCUGUCCAAGAGCAGCUUCAGUCAGCAUUAGACAAGACUCGAAGAGAUAACCAGCAGCCCUCAUUAGCUAUGGAGCAAGCCAAGUCGGGCGUGGAACAGCUGCAUUCUGAAAUGGAGCGACUAAGAUCUAAUAUGGAACAGCUGCAGUCUACCGUGCAGUCACUCUUAACAGGCGACACCUUUGUUACAAAAACGAAGCUGAAGGACUUGAAUAAUGGCUUUAUUACAACGUUCGGUGGCUGGGUCAAUGAACUUAAAAAACGGUCUAGCACCCUUGAAGAGCAGGUGAAGAUAUUGCAGAAUGAUAUUGCUUUACAGAAAAGCAACGCAGCUGCCUCGGCCGCUGAGUCAAGGAUCCUCCCUCUGGAGACAAAAUGGGAAGAGCACGACGAGCGAAUUAAAACCCUUGAAGACACAUCAAAGCAGUAUUCACAAGGGGCAGCGAAGCUCUCUUGGGAGGAGCACGCAGAUGCUCUCGAGAAAAAGCACACUUCAUCCAUGGAAACAACAAGCGCCGUAAUUGAAGCGCUGAAAACUCAGAUAGCAAUGAGUGAGCAGAGUUUGAAGACCAUAUCUGGGUCGAUUAAACUUAUGAACGACAAUCAGACUGCGCAGACUGGCCGAAUUGCGGAGGCCGAAGCCCAAAUGUCGAAGCUAAGUAUGCAGCUGAUGGACCUCGCCCAGAACAUUAAGGCAGUUGAAGAUAAGAUGGAGAAAAGGAUGGACCUUCUGCAACACCAUUACAUUUGCCUCGACUCAAAAAUGAACAACCUGACAACGGAAACCCUCUUUAAGGCAAUCAUUGACUACAUUGACAAGUACCAACCCACCGAGCUGCACCUGGGACAAAGGAUGGAAACGAUCAUACAACAGGUGAAUCAACAUGAGCACAGGCUUGUCAAGGUUGAGCGGUCAUCAAGUUUAAGCGAAGAGCCGGCCAGCAAGAAGAGGAAGCUCAGCUCAAACGAGUUCGGGCCAGUGGUCAUGGCAAAUGGCAGCCACUGA
This is a messenger RNA of Colletotrichum truncatum, 2391 nucleotides long. RefSeq lists its product as uncharacterized. The record is from RefSeq and is a predicted model, not a curated record. Lineage: Eukaryota; Fungi; Ascomycota; Sordariomycetes; Glomerellales; Glomerellaceae.